Symbiodinium sp. CCMP2592 is the source of this 732-nucleotide messenger RNA. The record is from the annotation of a GenBank genome assembly. NCBI's taxonomy places the organism in Eukaryota, Dinophyceae, Suessiales, Symbiodiniaceae.
AUGCAGAAGCAACUGAUGUUCAAGCUGUUGAAGGAGGUGAAAGCGUUGCGGAAGGAGUUGAAGGACGUCAAGCAAACGCUUGCUGCGGCUUUCGAGGCCAUCGACGUCAACAAAGACGACAUGGUGUCAAGAGAGGAAGAGCCACUGCUCUCCACUCGAGGGGACGAGGUGGAACACGAUGUCGCGGGGCAGUCUGUGGAAGACCUUGUUGCUGCCGCAAGCACGUCCCCGGCCAAAGCGAUGUCACAAGGCAGCUCGCCGAUGGUCAGUGCUGCUGGCACAGAGGCUUGUCAGCCUGCGGCGGCAUUUUCCACCCAGCCGUGGGAAUUUCUGGCGUCGGUCGGAACCUGGUAUACGCCACUGCGACAGACUCCCACUCCCACCGCAGAGGUUGUGGCUACAGCGCUGGGCUGCGAUUGGUGGAAGCGGCCCUCUGCGGUCACGUGGUUCACGCCGCUUGUGCUUCCGGAAGAGCCACUGCUUUCCACUCGAGGGGACGAGGUGUUUGCCGCAGAAGCUCAAUUUGCUUUCGACGUCCUGCUCUGCUCCACGGGCGGCACCUGCAAGGUGGAACACGAUGUCGCGGGGCAGUUUGUGGAAGACCUUGUUGCUGCCGCUGGGCGCCCAGAUCGGCAUGUUGAUUGCAAAGGCCCAAGCGUCUUGGGCUUUGCCAAGAGCAGGCAAGCACGUCCCCGGCCAAAGCGAUGUCACAAGGUGCGCCGCCUUUGCUAG